This is a messenger RNA of Tetrahymena thermophila SB210, 699 nucleotides long. RefSeq names its product poly polymerase and DNA-ligase Zn-finger region family protein. NCBI's taxonomy places the organism in Eukaryota, Ciliophora, Oligohymenophorea, Hymenostomatida, Tetrahymenidae. The transcript has a single exon. Gene Ontology annotation, molecular function: DNA binding; zinc ion binding. The record is from RefSeq and is a predicted model, not a curated record.
AUGACAACUAAUUUUACUAAUUUUUACUACGACUGCUUUUGUGCUGAACUAGCUAAAAGUGGUAGAUCUUAAUGUAAAGCAUGCUAUAAUCCUAUUGAAAAUGAUAGCCUAAGAAUUGGAUAUAAAAUUUAUGUUAACGAAGAGCAUUCUGUAAUAAGUACUAAAUGGUAUCACCCUAAAUGUGUAGUUCUACCAGAAAAAUUUACAAACUUAAAGGUAUGGGAUAUUGAGGGAAUAGACGACUUAGAGUCUAAAUAUCACAAAGAAAUAAAAGAAUCACUUAAAAUCUAAUAAGGAAAAAAAGAUUAAAGAGUCUAACAUCUCCCAAAAAUAACAAUUAGAGAGUGUAAACCUACUUCAAAAUUUAACUAAUAAAAAACAUUCGAUAAGCAGUAAUGGAAUAAGUUUGUUUCUUAUAAGGAAGAGUUUAAUAAUAUGGAUUAUAAAUAACUAAAGUAGUUGUUGAUUAAAAAUGACUCCUGCACUUUUGGUGGUAAAAAGUUACUUGCUAAAAGAUGUGCUAUACUGAAGAUGAUUGGGGUUGUGAAACACUGUCCAACAUGCGGAGGUAAUAGGAUAAGAUUUUAUUUUGCUGAUGGCUAAUAUUAUUGUCCAGGUUAUCUAGAUGAUACUAAUUGGGUAGACUGCAAACAAUGGUUUGAUGUAGAUGAAAUUAAAGGAUACGAUUGGAUAGAGUGA